Molecule: messenger RNA, 1430 nt
Organism: Nematolebias whitei (Rio pearlfish)
Lineage: Eukaryota; Metazoa; Chordata; Actinopteri; Cyprinodontiformes; Rivulidae
Gene: gdf9
Product: growth differentiation factor 9
Exons: 2
Coding region: 65-1315 (416 amino acids)
Biological process (GO): BMP signaling pathway; SMAD protein signal transduction
Cellular component (GO): extracellular region
Molecular function (GO): growth factor activity; cytokine activity
Source: RefSeq, a predicted model, not a curated record
GCCCUCAGCGGAGAACCUCUCCCUUAAGUUUUGAUUUAUUUAUUUUAUUGUUUACUUCUGCGUGAUGGGGAAACGAAUGUUGAUGUCAGCCGCUGCGGGUCGUCUCCGCGCCCUCCUGCUCCUCCUCCUCACCUGCGGGAGCUGCGCCUCCUCUCCGGCUGCCUCAGACUCGCUGCCCGGCCUGGGAGGCUUCACCUACCCGUACAACAGCAUCCUCUCCCCGCUGCUCAGAGCCCUGUCCGAGCACGGGGGGGCCAGGUGGGACUCGAGCCUGCGGAGGACGAUGACACCUGAGCACAGGUACAUGACGUACCUGAAGGAGGUCUACAAGAAGGCCUCCAGAGUUCAGAGGAGCAUCGAGGGAGGUCAAGUCCACAACACCAUCCGACUGAUCAAACCCCAAGAUGAGUGUCUUACACAAAGCAAGAAGGGAACUUUUCUGCAGGAUUUGUCUUACAGCCUCGAUCAAGUGAGAAGAAAAGAGCGGCUUCUGAGGUCGGCCCUGCUGUACAGCUUGGACCGCGAGAACUCGGCGCCGGUCUACCCUGUGUGUUACCUGAGCAUCAAGGAGCACGACCAGUCCGACCAGUGCCAGCUGUGCGCCGAGAUCCACCACACUCUGAACUUCACAGACAGGAGUGGGAGGAGGAGGAGCAGCAGGAACUGGGUGGAAGUCGACGUCACCCCGUUUCUUCAGCGCUUCAAAGUGCAUCAGAAGAACAUGCACCUGCUCAUCAACACCUCCUGCCCCGAGGAGCACGGAGCAAGACGCCACAGCUCCAGAGCGCCGCCGGAGUUCACCCUGAGGUCGCCGCCGCUCAUCCUUUAUCUCACCGACACGAGCAAAGUCGCCCACCAGAGGUCGAGGCCGUCGGGCACAGAUCCGACGCAGAGGCGUGGGCACAAGAGAUGGAAGAGGGAGUCUUUAAAAAGUAAGGCAGGCGACAAAAGCCUGGACAUGCAGCUGCCCGAGCUUCUGCCGAGCUCCGAGUUCCCGACGACUGACUGCGCCCUGUACGACUUCAGGGUGCGCUUCAGUCAGCUCAAACUGGAUCACUGGAUUGUUUUCCCACCAAAGUACAACCCCAGGUACUGCAGAGGCGUCUGCCCGAGGGCCAUGGGCUUCAUCUACGGCUCGCCCGUCCACACCAUGGUGCAGAACAUCAUCUACGAGAAGCUGGACUCGUCCAUACCCCGACCCUCGUGCGUCCCCUCCCACUACAGCCCCCUCAGCGUCAUGAUUUUCGAAAAAGAUGGCUCUUACGUCUACAAGGAGUUCAAGGACAUGGUCGCCACAAGGUGUACAUGUCGCUAAGCGGUCGCCAUCAGAUCUUCUGACCAGGCUUAGAUGAAUUGAUCAAACUGCUGCACAUAAAAUAAGAUCUGGAGCAGGUGUGUUUACACUAUAAACAUAUUUUAUCAUCAUGUUA